Messenger RNA from Coccomyxa subellipsoidea C-169, 2088 nucleotides. RefSeq lists its product as hypothetical. The transcript has 15 exons. Gene Ontology annotation, cellular component: cell division site; septin complex; septin ring. The coding region runs from base 1 to 2088 and encodes 695 amino acids. Gene Ontology annotation, biological process: cytoskeleton-dependent cytokinesis. Gene Ontology annotation, molecular function: GTP binding; molecular adaptor activity; GTPase activity. The record is from RefSeq and is a predicted model, not a curated record. NCBI's taxonomy places the organism in Eukaryota, Viridiplantae, Chlorophyta, Trebouxiophyceae, Coccomyxaceae.
AUGCCUUCAGAAGCAAACCAAGAAUUCGUGCGAGAAACCCUUGAAGAAAUACUGAUUGACAUGGAGGACAAGUCGUUCAAAACCUCGGAGCCCGUCGAGGACACCUGGCAUGUCGUUCGUGCUCUCGACAAGGAUUCAGGAGACCCGUGCGACACCGCAAGAAGUCACCCCUCGACAACCCAGGGUUUGGUCAAGCAGUUUGAUGGGUCGAUUGCUACCGAGGACGGCGGCUCUGAGCCUAAUCCCUCGACUGUCAACGCCAUGAGAUCCACGAGUCCUUCACACAACAAGAUGGUGGCCCGGGAGGAAUCUCCCCCAAAAGAAUCCCAGGUGGUUCUGAAGAAUAUGCCACAAGAGACGCCACAAGACACCGCUGCUGGCAUCAAGACUGAUGUGAAGAUGGGGCUUAAAGUGGGUGAGACUGGCGUGGGCAAGAGCACCUUCAUCAAGAACAUGGCAGGGAGUUUUGGGUGGGUGGCUUCCAGGCUUGCUCAGCCUCAGCAGGGCAGCGUCCAUGGCCGCGUGCGCACAUGCAAUGCCCAAAUCAAGGUCAGCCGGUGUGAGACAAGUGUGGAGUACGAGCAUGAUAACACCAUCUACCACUUCUGCUUUGAGGAGCUUUCAGGAGCAGUGGAAAUCGUGUCAGCUCGGGUGAAAGAGCAGCUUCAGAAGCACAUGAAGACAGAAGGCGCCACCUGUCCCAAGGCCUGCCAGUGCGAUGACCGCUUCGACGCCUGCUUGUACCUCAUCCCGCCCCAUUCUUUCAAGAUGGCAGAGGCGAUCUUCAUACGAAAGUUGUCUCAGCUUCUGCCUGUGAUUCCCAUAUUGGCCAAGGCGGAUGCUAUGACAGACCACGAGAUGAAGAAGAUGCAUGAGCGGGUCCUUGGAACACUCAACAGAAUCCCCGCUUGCAUUGGCAGUUCCACCGUAUGUGGUUUGGAUAAGCAGGCCUUAUUUGCUGCCGGUCUGGUGCGAGGUCCACCAUUUGCUAUCACUGCUGGCACUGACAUGGACACUAGUGUGGACAGUACUCUGUUGACCUCAUUCGGCAGGUCGGAGCUCGUGCGCAAGUACUCAUGGGGCGUCUGCACAGCAUCCACCAACUCAGACAUGCACGGGCUGAGGCAGCUGUUCUUGGGCCUAGCUCUACGGGGCAUGAAGCAUACGGAGAGCAAGUAUGGGGCUUUCCGUAAGAGGGCAAAAAGGUGGAAGUCACAAUUUCAGGCCUUUGAGAGCUUCAAGGAGCAGGCCUGUGCAUUUGAUCUCAUCGUCUUUGCCACCUUUCCAGAGCAUCACCUGGCACUGGCAGAACACAUCGCAGCGCAAGAGUGCGGAAAGCAGCGCAUCGUGGGUGUUGUGCACAAUCCACAAGAGCUGCAUGCAGCAGGUGUGAAGGGCCUCAUAGAGAGUGUUGGCAUGGAUGUGCUGGCGCUCGCCCCACACACAGUGGAGGAGUGCAGGCGGGCACUGCACCAGGGAUACCUGAACGCCUCAGUGCAGUUGUUUGUGCCGGUGUUCCCUGUCAGCCUGGAGGCGCCUGCAUGCACGGAGAAGCAGAGGAACUACAAUGGCCUCUUUGAGAGCAUUCUGCAACAUGGAAGCCUGAUGCAAAAUGACUACUUUGCGCUGCGUUUGAUUGGACGAGGAGAUGUGGCCAUCCCUCCUGGCCUGCUUGGCAAGAUUGUGAAGGAGCCAGAUCUUGCGUACCCAGAGUACUACAGAGCAGUGCAGGAUGCAGUGGCGGUGCUGCCAGCCUUUGCAUCGAAUGUGUACUAUACAUCCAAGGCUUCCUCGACUGUCGCAACAGCAAUCACCUGUGGCACCCCACUGCUGGCUGAUGACGAGCUGCUGGCAGCCUACAGCUACCUGCCCAAGGACGCAGUAUUCCUCAAGGAUCCUGGUGAGGAGGAUGCUGCUUGCAUGGCGCGCAUUUUGGGCAUGCCUGCAGAGCAGCUGCAGGCAAAGAGGGCGGUCAUUUCUACUCUGCUGGAGGAUCUGUACAUCCAGAAUCGCUUGGUGGUAGACAGCAUCUUGCAGGCUUUUCAUCGCAAUGUCAUGAAUCCCAGCUCGGUUGAUCAGGCAGAGUGA